Molecule: messenger RNA, 1646 nt
Organism: Canariomyces notabilis
Lineage: Eukaryota; Fungi; Ascomycota; Sordariomycetes; Sordariales; Chaetomiaceae
Product: kinase domain-containing protein
Exons: 3
Coding region: 124-1431 (435 amino acids)
Biological process (GO): spliceosomal complex assembly; peptidyl-serine phosphorylation; regulation of mRNA processing
Molecular function (GO): ATP binding; protein serine/threonine kinase activity
Source: RefSeq, a predicted model, not a curated record
GGAAAGUAUCACCACCCUAUCGACGGCACAAGAUACCUCCAAUCUCUUGUUUACACGCCACCAAUCCUCGUUCAACCUGUUUGCAACUCCUCAUCACGGACCUCCGGACCUCGAUUGUUCUCAAUGGCCAGCAUCGACGAGCCCCAGUUCGAGGACGAGGUAUAUGUUCAGGAAGCCGACUUGGAGGAUUUCGAGGGAUACUCUGCCGGCGGGUAUCAUCCCGUUGUGAUCGGUGACGCCUUUUGCGAUGGCCGCUACGAAGUCGUCCAUAAACUCGGUUUUGGCGGUUACUCGACAAUCUGGCUCGCCAAAGACAAACAGGCGCAGCGGUAUGUCUCACUGAAAUUCCUCGUCGCAGAGGAAUUUACCAAGAGUACCGAGGCGAAGAUCCUUCGCCAGCUCUGCACACCCGAGUCAAGUCAUCUGGGACGCAGAUUCAUCACCCGCUUGCUCGACGAUUUUUCCUUCGAGGGGCCUAAUGGCCAUCACGUCUGCCUGGUGCAGGAACCGGCAGUGUGUAGCAUCGCUACAUCGAAAGAGUCUGCGGCGGACUUUAUGUUCCCGGUUGAAACAGCACGGUCCAUUGCUGCUCAACUAAUCAUGGGCCUCUCAUACUUGCACUCUCAAGGCGUGUGCCAUGGUGAUUUACACAUUCGAAAUUUCCUUAUCUGUGGCCCCAACAUCGACUACCUCGACCCACCCGAACUUUACAAGCGAUACCGUCUGGACAAGGUCCCUAUCCGGCGAGUUAAUGGUACAGUCGUGGGACCUCACGCGCCACCCUAUGCGGUGUAUCCAUUACAUAUCCCAACGCCCGCAAACAAGCUGACAGAUCCUCUCGUACGCAUCUCGGACUUUGGAACAUCCUUCAUAGUUGCCGAAGAGUCAAACCCGAAAUUACACACCCCCGACCCCUAUCUGCCCCCAGAAGCCUUCUUCAACGAGCCGGUCACAUUAGCAGCAGACAUCUGGACACUCGGCGUCAACCUCUACGAAGUUCUCGGCGAGCGUAUCCUGUUUGAAACUUUUGCCGGGGACCGGGAUGACAUCAUCGGCGAAGUGGUUAACACACUUGGUAUGCUACCAAAACGAUGGUGGGACAAGUGGGAAGCGCGAAGCGACUUCUUCGAGGAGGACGGCGCUUGGAGGAAGGAUGGCGUCAAACGUAUCUGUACGCCCAAGUUCCGGCGGUUGCAUCAAAGGAUGUGGGAUAUGGGCCGCGGUGAAACGCCAGAGACGUGUCAGUGGGACGUGGAAGGUGGUGAGAUGCGGGCUUUGGAGGAGUUGCUGAGGGGGAUGAUGGUAUUUGAGCCCAGCGAGAGACUAACGGCCGAGCAGGUGUUGAAGUCUGAGUACAUGGUGAAAUGGGCAAUGCCAGCCUGGGAGAGGCAGUGCGCGCGGCAGAGGGACAAAGUGGCAGUGUGCUCCUAGAGGGAGUAGUACUCUUUGUAUUUCCUUGCCACUUUAUCUCAUUCUGUCACCCUACCAAGCUGGUUUGCGCAAAGUCUUACUGCCUCUAUAGCACUAUAUCUACUUUUGGGGAUAACGAUAAUCGAUUCCCGGCCACGUCCGCAUGCAGUGAGCUAUUAGAAGGAGGGGUUCAGUUUACUCGGCGGCCUCUCAGCUUCCUGCUCAGGCUUUCCUCG